Messenger RNA from Leptosia nina, 2298 nucleotides. Lineage: Eukaryota; Metazoa; Arthropoda; Insecta; Lepidoptera; Pieridae. The record is from the annotation of a GenBank genome assembly.
AUGCGGCGCAGUCUAGCUCCGAGCCAAACCGGCUCCGGAAAUAAUGUGUUUAAAAGUCCUUUAAUGAAGCGCGCGAACCGAAAGCGAGAGUGCACGAGAAUUCCUCUAGCACAGAAGUCUACGUCUCAAGCGUUAUCUUCGUCUGACCACGAGAAUUUGAUUAAGCAAAUAUUAAGUAAGCCGUUUAAGGUUCCCAUUCCGAACUAUGUGUCGUCGUAUUGUGGUAAAAGCUUAGGUUUGAAAAGAACCCAGCUUCGAAGAGCUCUUCACGAUCCCAAUGAGCCCAACGCUUUAGUUCUAUAUCACCCACCACAUAUUCCAGAACAUGAUAAGAUGAAGAUGAAUCCGAGCGACAUCAAAGUUGCUGUAGUAGUGGAUCCCCUGCUUGGUAAUAUUCUACGGCCCCAUCAAAGGGAAGGAGUGAAGUUCAUGUACGAUUGUGUAACUGGAAUGCAAAUAGAGAAUGCAUACGGAUGUAUCAUGGCGGAUGAGAUGGGUCUCGGAAAGACUUUACAAUGUAUAACUCUUUUGUGGACUCUUUUGCGUCAAGGACCUGACUGUAAACCGGCUAUAAGCAAAGCUAUCAUUGUAUGUCCAAGUAGUUUAGUGAAAAAUUGGUACAAUGAAAUACAGAAAUGGCUCGGACAAAGAAUUAAUACAUUACCUAUGGACGGUGGGUCUAAGGCAGAUAUAACAUUAAAAUUACAGCAAUUUAUGAACACUUACAAUUCCACACGAGUGGCAACACCAGUAUUAAUCAUAUCAUAUGAAACAUUUCGAAUUUAUUCCAAUAUCCUACACUUAUCGGAGGUAGGUUUAGUGCUUUGUGAUGAAGGACAUAGGUUAAAGAAUAGCGAAAAUCAAACAUACCAAGCACUCAUGGGUCUUAAAGCGAAACGACGCAUUCUCAUUUCUGGGACUCCAAUACAGAAUGACUUAACUGAAUAUUUCAGUUUAGUGCAUUUUGUCAAUGAAGGUAUUCUCGGGACCGCUCAGGAGUUCAAAAAGCGAUACGAAAAUCCUAUACUUAAAGGACAAGACGCAUUAGCGACCGACCAAGAGAGGGAGAGAGCUCAAGAAUGUCUCCAAACUCUUACAUCUAUAGUAAACAAAUGCAUGAUCCGAAGAACUAGUGCUUUACUUACUAAAUACUUGCCCGUCAAGUUUGAACAAGUCAUUUGCGUUAAAAUGACACCCUUGCAGACGGAAAUAUACAAGAAUUUCAUUAAUUCUGAUACUAUUAGAAACAAAUUUGCAGGGACAGACGGAAAGAACAGCCUGAGCGCCUUAUCCGGAAUAACCACAUUAAAAAAAUUAUGCAAUCACCCUGACUUGGUGUACGACAAAAUCAUGGAGCGGACCGAAGGAUUCGAAAAAGCCAGAGAUCUCUUACCGAAAAACUAUGACAUCAAGGACGUCAGACCAGAGUACUCAGGAAAACUCAUGAUCCUCGAUUGUAUUUUAGCCAACUUGAAAACGAAUACUGACGAUAAAAUUGUACUCGUAUCCAACUAUACGCAAACUUUGGAUUUAUUCGAAAAAUUAUGCAGAAAAAGGCAGUACCUUUACGUGAGAUUAGACGGAUCCAUGACUAUAAAAAAACGCGCCAAAGUCGUAGAAAGCUUCAACGACAAGAAUUCAAAAGAGUGGAUAUUCAUGUUGAGUUCCAAGGCCGGGGGAUGCGGACUUAACUUAAUCGGGGCCAAUCGUUUGAUCAUGUUCGACCCGGACUGGAAUCCGGCGAACGACGAUCAGGCGAUGGCCAGAGUGUGGCGCGACGGCCAGAAGAAGCCUUGCUACAUCUACAGGCUCCUAGCCACGGGCUCUAUAGAGGAAAAGAUAUUUCAGCGCCAAGCGCACAAGAAGGCUUUGAGCGAAACCGUCGUAGACCAAAACGAGGACUCGCUACGUCACUUCACGUCGGACGAUUUGAAGGACUUGUUCCGGCUCGAAGAAGACACUUUGUCAGACACGCAUGCCAAAUUUAAGUGCAAACGUUGUGUCAACAAUAUUCAAGUGACCCUACCUCCCGAUAACUCCGACUGCACCUCGGAUCUGUCUAACUGGUACCAUUGUGCGGAUAAGAAGAACUUAGCCGAUUUAGUUCUCAAACAGUGUUGGGAUUUAGCUAAAAACAUUUCUUUCGUUUUUCAUCAUCGCUCGGCCGCGACGGAAGCGCAGAAAGAUCACCAGGAGGACAAAGAAAACACCCAAGUUAAUAAGAAAAGAAAGAUUGAAUCAGAUGGAGAUUACUUUGAACUAGAUUAUAGUGCAGAUGAAGAUUUCAUAUUAUGUUAA